Molecule: messenger RNA, 1775 nt
Organism: Exserohilum turcica Et28A
Lineage: Eukaryota; Fungi; Ascomycota; Dothideomycetes; Pleosporales; Pleosporaceae
Exons: 2
Coding region: 1-1539 (512 amino acids)
Biological process (GO): mRNA splicing, via spliceosome
Cellular component (GO): U4/U6 x U5 tri-snRNP complex
Source: RefSeq, a predicted model, not a curated record
AUGACCAUGGCGGAGAAGCGCCCCUAUCCCGACGGCCAGGGCCCAAAUGGCGACGCCAAGCGCGCGAAGCCAUCAGAUGCCGUCGAAGCUGCAAAGGCCAAAGCCAAAGCAAAGGCUGCUGAGAUUGCUGCCCGUUUCGCGAAGCCGACCGCCUCGUCAACGCCCCCACCGCCGGCGGCUGGGGCUAGCGACGCGGUUCAGGACAAGCUGGCCGCUAUGAAGGCGAGGAUGGAGGCGCUCAAGGCAGGUUCCGCUGGAGCCAAAGCCCCCACACCCGAAUCCACAGGCCCACGCUUUGCGACAACACUGGGCAACCGCCGCUCAGAGACGCCCAAGGUGGACGCGAAACCCAAGGCUGCUACGCCUAAGCAAAAGCAAGCGCAAGAAGAAGAGCUGGAGAACCCAUACUUCGACCCCAAGGCUGCUGCUCUUGCCAAGAAGAGGGGCCCCCGUGUUCUCUCCUUCAACGAGCACGGAAAGUACCUUGACCAGGCUUCCAAGCUGCGCGCACAACGCCGACUCGAAGAGAUCAAGAAGACACUGGCCAUCCAGGCCCGCCGCGCUGGCCUCGACGAAAACAGCGAACGUGGGUUUCUGGUGCAACAACCGCCAGACAUUGAAUGGUGGGACGAAGGCGUUCUAGCUGACCCCAGCUAUGAUUGCCUCGACGAUCCAUCCAAGGUCAAGGUUGAGACUGACGACUCCAUCAUUACACUCUACGUCCAACACCCGCCCCUGCUCAAAGCACCCCAGGAUCAGCGUCUAGUUCAAGUCAAACCCAUGUACCUGACUACGAAAGAAACCCAGAAGCUGCGCAGGAUGCGCCGUGCCGCUGAUCUAAAAGAACACCAAGCCAAGAUUCGUCUUGGUCUGGAGCCGCCUCCGCCACCCAAGGUCAAGCGUGGAAACAUGAUGCGCGUCAUGGGAGAACAAGCCAUUGCCGACCCCACGGCUGUCGAGAUGCUCGUCGAGUCACAAAUUCAGCAGCGCCACGACGAUCACGUUAAUGCCAACGAGGAGCGAAAAUUGACCAAAGAACAAAGACAGGCCAAACUCGCUUCCAACCAAGAAAAGGACGCGCAAAAAGGACUGUACAUGUGUGUCUUUAAGAUUAAUACUCUGGCGUAUGGCAAGCACCGCUUCCAGAUCGACAGCAACGCCAAGGAAUAUUCGCUCACUGGCAUCACUCUUUUCAAUCCCGAUCUCAACCUUGUCGUGGUUGAGGGAGGCGCAUAUGCAAUCAACAAGUACAAGAAGCUCAUGCUUCAGCGCAUCAAAUGGCAUGAGAAUGGUCCCCCUACAGAGAACCAGGCUGAGAAACAAGCUUCUGACCCACAAUGGUUAAGGCCGCUUACCGACACGGGUGACGUAAAGGACAACUCGUCCAACAAGUGCAUACUCAUCUUCGAGGGUGAGAUCAAGGAGCGGUCCUUCCGCAAAUGGGGCUCAAGAGUAUGCGAGACCGCUGGCGAGGCUCGCGAGACACUUGGUCGCGCCAAGCUUGACAGCUUAUGGGCGCUUGCAAAGAGCAUUGAUUGAACGUGAGCUAGAGCGAGUCGUUAGCAAUCAGUAAUAGUUAUACUGAGAAUACGACGAUACUAACUCGGCUCGAUAGCUGGAUGCACACACACACCAACUGCGAAGGCGUUUUUUGCUCGGAAAAACAGUAUUCUGGGACUAGGGAUCAUGUUGUUUAUUUUAUUUUUCUCUUCGUCUUCAAAUCACCUAUAGUCGUGAUGUCACUUGCACCACCACCACCACCACCUCCUCCACCG